AUGUCGAAGGACGGGAACCCUCACACUCCUACGCGUUUCCAAAGAGACGUUGACCGGCAAUUCCGGGAUCGGACGCCCAUCCAACAUGAUUAUGAAGCGCCCGAAGAUACCUCCAAAGUUAACUGCCAAUCACUCAUGGACCAGAACUGGUGGAGUGGUGUAGACCCGGAAGAUGUAGAACGGAGGCGGCGAGAGCAAAUCCAAGAACCGCCAUACCACAGAGUGCGUAUUCACAUGCGACUGGACAUGAUCAAACGUUAUGCCUCAAAUUUUGGGCUACCAGAUCUGUUCAAAACGAUAGAUGGUCUGGAUAGACUGUUAUCGGACGCGGGCGCGGUAGCCGACGACUUUGAGAAUGCGCAACGGGAAAUUCCUGACACGGUGAAAGAGUAUUGGGAUCCGGAAUACGGCUUCCACCACAACCGUAAAGAAGAGAUCGAACGCUCAAGCUACAAAUAUGACGACUCGCCGCCGCCUGCAUCACCUACACACACUUCGGCGAUAUCCCUCGAUUCACGCUCAAUCAACCGCCGCUCUCCAUCCUCCAACGCAGCUUCCAAGGGUGUUCCUCGGGGAGUCUCCAAUGCCCGUGUGCAGAAGAAGCGUGGUGGAAAUUACAUCGGGACAAGAAGAGAGCAACGAAGAAAAAGGACAUCUGAGCGACGGAAGCCUCUUCUCCAGGCGAGGGAGGAAGAGACGGACACAGGCGCCUCUCUGGAGUCUGUUUCGGGCAGGGGGCCAAGCACGACAACCUUGAGCGAGAAGACUGUCCCCUCUGCACGAGCCUCACGUGGACGUGCAGGAACAAAGACAAAAGCGGCCGACAGGCCAGGCCAAUCUAACAGAGUGCGAAAGUCGGCGCGAAUUCAAAACCAAGAGCAAAAGAAACCCCUCAUCGAAAAGAAAACGAAACCCACCUGGUGA
This is a messenger RNA of Fonsecaea pedrosoi CBS 271.37, 924 nucleotides long. RefSeq lists its product as uncharacterized. NCBI's taxonomy places the organism in Eukaryota, Fungi, Ascomycota, Eurotiomycetes, Chaetothyriales, Herpotrichiellaceae. Bases 1 to 924 code for a protein of 307 amino acids. The transcript has a single exon. The record is from RefSeq and is a predicted model, not a curated record.